AUGACAGAUGGUGACAAAAAACUCGAGCCUGCAACAAAAGGAAGGACAGGUGGGAGAGGCAAAAAGGCUCCAAAGGGAUUUGGUGAAAAGCUAGAGGUUAUUAAAGAAGGAUGGGAACGAGAUCUUUUUAGGGAUUGGGGAGGGGCAGAGGUGGUAGAAACAGGGAUGAGGGGAAUGAUGGGGGUUAAAGCUGGGGUAACAGAGGGAUGGGAGGAUAAACAAGCGAAGGUGUUAGAGGUAGGGGUUAAUGCUGAGGUAGCAGGUGACAGAAUAGGGGUUUUCAAGGAAGGAGGGGGAUGGGCUACCAAGGCAGUAUCAUUACCAAGAGGGUCUUUAGCAGUCGAGACAGCAGAAGAAGUUGGGAUCUCAGAAUUAUCUUUGCCUUUGUUAGUAGUAGCUGCUGAGCCUUUACUUUUCUUAGUUUUAGGAACUGAAGACUUCGGUGGAGGACCAACAGGGGGUGGAAGCUGCAAGCAAUUCUUGACAAUAUGGCCAAGCUCCUUACAGACUUUAGCAUGUGACACUUUUAGGCUCACAAGGUUUACGGUGAAAUCAUCAGUUUCCUUUGGCUCACCAACUAGUCCAGAGACUAAACUGAUACCUUCUUUGAGGAGGUCUACCAUUAAAGUAGCAUAUGAUGAAAUCUUUAUGGAACUCAGCCCCUCUUUGAAACACUGUAUCAGGAAUGUGAGUAGUAGGGUCCUUGGAACAGAGGCAGACGGAGGCCUACUUGAAGAAGGGGCUCUUAUAAGAGGAGAUUGCCCUGCAGAAGGAGCAGCAGCAGCAGCAGCAUCAGUAGAUGAGGUCGGACCACCAGGAGUGAUAGGAGGGGAGGGAUUAGAGGGGAUAGGGGCAGAGGGUAAUAUAGGAUUGGAGGUUGAUUUUGGUUUAAGUAUAGUGAAAGUUUCAGCUACCUUAUCUUGUAUUGUAGCAGUAAUUCCAGAUCUAGAAGAAUUUGAAACCGCAUCUGGACAAACAGAAAUAGGAGUCUCAACAAGAUGCAUCUCUACAUCAGUAGUAGUUGGAUCAGAAGCAACGACCAACACAGAGCCUACCACUACAGGCUCAAGAACACGAGCAGUUUGCAAUGAAAGCUUUGGGGUCUUGGAGGAACUGGAGGACAGGGAAGGGAACUGGGACAGGGAUAAAAUAGGGGAAGAGGGAUCAGGGGGUCAGGAGGGAGAGGCGGAGGAGGGAUCUGGUUACCACCAGCGGUGGGAAGCAUUGGAUUCAAGGCGGAAGCACGACCAUUCGAGAACCAGCGGUUCUGCAUUGGGAACUGGGACAGAGAGAAAAAAGAAAAAAGAACACACAAUACCAGACAAAAAAACUAUUUAG
Messenger RNA from Arabidopsis thaliana (thale cress), 1338 nucleotides. RefSeq lists its product as uncharacterized. The record is from RefSeq and is marked reviewed. The transcript has 7 exons. NCBI's taxonomy places the organism in Eukaryota, Viridiplantae, Streptophyta, Magnoliopsida, Brassicales, Brassicaceae. The coding region runs from base 1 to 1338 and encodes 445 amino acids.